Molecule: messenger RNA, 2600 nt
Organism: Betta splendens (Siamese fighting fish)
Lineage: Eukaryota; Metazoa; Chordata; Actinopteri; Anabantiformes; Osphronemidae
Gene: glyctk
Product: glycerate kinase
Exons: 5
Coding region: 869-2434 (521 amino acids)
Biological process (GO): protein phosphorylation
Cellular component (GO): cytoplasm
Molecular function (GO): glycerate kinase activity
Source: RefSeq, a predicted model, not a curated record
ACUAUGGGUUAUUUUCCACUCACCUGUUCUGAUAUUAAAUCUCCUGUCUUGGAUAAAAUAUGGUAACCGUGGUAUCAUCACAACUGUCUUAAGAAUUUUGUUUUGCGUUCAAUCCACUAGAAUCAAAGAGCUUUAAUUUACUAUAUGGUGACAACCAGACACACAAAGGCAGGAGUUCUUUUAAUUUGAACAUCUGGACCCACCAAUAUGUGGAGCAGUUACUCAAACUGAUAGAUUACUAAUUUAUAUAAAACAUCGACUUAUCUUACAUAGCUAUAUGAUACUUCAUGAAUAUUCUUUAUUCUCUAAAUACAAUUUUCAAAAAUGACCAGUUUGUGCUGCACUGGAAUUUUUUUUUUCAUAAAAGAAAUCUAUAAUAAUUGAAUGAUUUGGACUAAACGUCAACAUCAAAUACAAUGUGCAUCUAAGUGGCAUAGGUUUUAUUUGUAGUUCACAAAACAAGGCCACAAUUUCUGUUGUGUGGCCUUUGUACCAUGUAACAGCUUGAACGGCUCUAAAGUCUGCCACAUACUGUGCUCAUGCAUUGUGUGUGCGAUGGUAUAUCAGUGCAAAACGAAUUAACUUCUGGUAUCACUGCACCGUGUUUUUUUUGUUAACACAGUUUGUGGCCAAAAAUAUAACUAAAAGACAAGAAAUACACACCUGUACUUUAAAUGUGUCCACCAUUUAAGUUAAUCAUUACAUGUAGGGAACAAGAUUCCAGCCAGUGUCUGGUCAGGUACCAGGUUUUUGCUACGCUGUCUGACUGCAGAGCUGGACACAUUACAGGCUGCCACGGGAAUCCCAAGGCUUUAUAUCCCAUUUACAACCUUACAGGCAAUUUCUGCUUGGACCCACUGAACUGUCCAUGGCACGUAUUCUGUCCCUGUUCUGGCCUCAGCCUUUUCUGACCAUCGUAAGUAGGAGGAAACCAGCACUGCGCAAAAUGUCAAUAGAUUCACGUGCUCGUAAGGUGUUUGCUGCUGCUGUGGAGGCGGUGCAGCCAGAUGCUGUGGUCCGGCAGAGCAUAGAGCGCAAACAAGACUCAGUCAUUAUUAAUGGCCAUGAGUUUACACUCAACCACAACCUCUACUUUGUGGGGUUUGGAAAAGCUGUACUGGGCAUGGCUGCAGAGGCAGAGAGGAUUAUGGGGGAUCACUUAGUAAAAGGAAUCAUAAGCGUGCCACAUGGGAUUCAGCAGACACUACAACAGCAUAGAAAAAGUCAUCUUUUGUUAAAAGAAAACAGUCGCAUCAAAGUCAUUGAAGGAGCCAAACACAACUUACCUGAUGUUGAUGCUCAGAAGGCAGCUGAAGAGAUCAAGCAUUUAGCCAGUGAACUGACAGAAAAGGACUUACUAUUUGUUCUGAUUUCAGGUGGAGGUUCUGCACUGUUACCUGCACCCAUCCCACCAAUCUCAUUGCAAGAAAAGCUGGAUGUCACUCGCAGACUUGCAUCUGCUGGAGCCACUAUUCAAGAGCUAAACACUGUACGUCGGGCCCUUUCUGUCUUAAAGGGUGGAGGACUAGCACAUCAAGCUCACCCUGCACAAGUGGUUGCUCUGAUACUGUCAGAUGUGAUUGGGGACCCGUUGGAUUUGAUAGCCAGUGGCCCUACAGUUCAGAGUGACAUAUGGCCAGAAGAGGUUUUGUCAGUUCUUGAGCGGUAUAAGCUUUUGGACUCUCUGCCAGCAUCAGUAAAACAUGUUCUUGGGAGACCCAGUCCUCGGUGGAAAGAGAAUAAAGAUGAAACUAAUAAGUCAAAACAUGUUUUUAAUGCUGUAAUUGGCUCCAACAGUGUUGCCCUCAAGUGUGCAGGUCGCCGUGCCCGAGAGCUAGGCUUCCGCCCCGUUGUUUUGUCACUAGGAGUACGUGGCGAUGUAAAAUCAGUCGCCAAACUUUAUGGCCUCCUGGCCCGGUUUGCCUGUUCUCAUGAAGAACCUCCUCCUGAGAUUGCUGCCCAGAUGCUGCAACUGGGGCCUGAAGUUGGUGUAGAGAGCUGGGACCUGUGCCGUACCAUGCACGUCUUGAGUGAAGAGCGUAAAGAAGGAUGGGGUGCCACAUGUCUGCUAGCUGGAGGUGAGCCAACUGUGGAGUUGACAGGAAAGGGCCAAGGUGGUCGAAACCAGGAGCUGGCUCUGCGAGUGGGAGUGGAGUUGAGAGGCCUGGGACACCCACCCAAUGGUCCAGUUUUCCUGAGUGGUGGUACUGAUGGCCAAGAUGGACCUACUGAAGCAGCGGGAGCCAUAACUGAUGGGGGGUUGUAUGAGGAAGCACAAGCACAAGGACUGUACAUCAGCAGCUUCCUUACCAACAAUGAUUCCUACACAUUUUUUUCGCGCCUGUCUGCCGGCCAGCGUUUACUUGUACCAGGCUUAACUUGCACCAAUGUGAUGGAUGUGCACAUGCUACUUAUUCCGUCAAUCCCCACCUGACUUGGCAGCGGAGUAGCCUACCUGUUUUUCAACACUAAGAAGAUGCUUUAUAUUGUUGUUUGUAGCAUAUUAGAUUAGCAUUGCACAUUUAAAAUUGUGAACUUCAUCCUUUUAUCAAUGUACAACAAACAAAUGCAUUCUCAAUAAAGCUUUGCUGAUAAACCUU